AUUCAUCAAAAUCCUUUUUUCUCCAAAUGGCCAAAAAAUAUAAUUGUUAUUCUUUUUGAACUAAUUUUUUCCUUUUAAUUGUGAAAUAUUGCAGACAUAGAGGAAAUACUAUAACCAACACCCGUGGACCUACCACUUAGAAUUAAUAGAUAUUAACACUUUGCCCUAUUUGCUUUGAGUUUUAUUCCCUUGUUUAGGGACUAAAGCUAAAAAGCCUCACCCUGUUCUCACUCCUUCCUCCUUCAUCUGUCCUGAAGUUGCUGAGUAUUAGUCCCUGUGAGACUUUAUACUUUUCCUGAAUAUAUAUGUGUGUCCAUAGUGCACGUUCUUGUUCACGCUGUUUGUAUCUUUUGGACCUAGUAUUUCUUCUCGUUAUGUUUGGGAGAUUUUUCUGUGUUGAAGUAUAUAAAGCUCAUUCGUUCUUUUAAUUUUUUCCGUUGCAAAUCGUGAGAUUGAUUAGUAGCGAAAUAUUUCAGAAGCGUUGGUAAGUUGGCAAAAGCAUGCCUGGGGAUGUAAGACACUGCUAGGGAAGCAAACGAGUAAUUUCACCAUUUUUGCUUUGUUUUGUUUUAACUACUGUGCUCGGCAAGCAUAGCUUCAUUUCUAGGUUGUGACAAAAUCCUCCUCGAUUUCAGGCUGAGAUUCCCUUUUGAGCCUUUGCCUUUAAGAAACUGUCUGGAUUUACGGAGGUCAUUGACAGAUGGAUUCAAAUUUUGGUUUUUAAACAAAAAGGAAUGUGAGGAAUUCCCUGACCGUCCAUUGGUUUAGACUCCACGCUUCCACUGCAGGUGGCGUGGGUUCAAUCCCUGGUUGGGGAACCAAGAGCUCGCAGGCCCCGCAGCGCAGCCAAAAUAUAUAUAUAUACAUUUUAAAAAAUUUAAAAAAAGAAAGGAAUGUGCUGUCAUCCUGUCUUUGAGUCCCUUUAACACAGGCCAUAGUCGUGCCCGUCCCCCUCCCAUUUUGAGUGGGGGCCUGGACUUUCUCAGUCCUGGAUUCUGAAUCCAUUUUGCCUUUUAACAGACCCUCAGGGAGAAUAGAGAGUUCAAGGUUCCAUCACAACCCUGCUUCCUGCACCCAGGCAGGAGCCUGGGGGACAUCAUAAGACUGGGGCUCCUUUUGGGAGGGGCCAGUGUACUUUCCCAACAGGAAGAGUGUUAAAUAGGCAGUCAGGACACCUUGAAGUUAGAUGUCUCAGGCUCAUCUGACAGGUGGCCAAGGCCAAGUCUGGCUGCCCAUGGGCAACAGGGAGGAAACAGACUGACCAAGGGCGUGGCACCAGACAGUGGCAUUUCUCUGGGCCUCACCAGAGGCUGCAAGUGAAAGUCACUUGGAAGAGAUCAGGAAGGUGGCUGGACAACUCCCGUUCAUUUGGGUCAUGAAAACUUUUUUUUUUUUUUUGGCUGCGUUGGGUCUUUGUUGCUGCGCGCGGGCUUUCUCUAGUUGAGGCGAGCAGGGGGUAUUCUUCGUUGAGGUGCGUGGGCUUCUCAUUGUGGUGGCUUCUUUUGUUGCAGAGCAUGUGCUCUAGGGCACAGGCUCAGUAGUUGUGGCGCUCGGGCUUAGUUGCUGUGCGGCAUGUGGGAUCUUCCCGGACCAGGGCUCGAACCCGUGUCCGCUGCAUUGGCAGGCGGAUGCUUAACCACUGCACCACCAGGGAGGCCCUGGGUUAUGAAAACUUUUAACUUCUUUACAGUAUACCUAAAGCAAAGUGUACAAAUCCUAAGUAUAUAGUUUGAUAAACUCACAGAAAGAACAGGAAACAGAAUAUAACCAGACCCCCAGAAACCCUACCAUGCCCCCCUUCUAGUCACUAUGCCUCCCAAGGGUAACCACCAUCCUGACUUGUAACCCUGUGGAUUGAAUUUGCCUCUUUGGGGACUUUAUAUAAAUGGAAUCACACAGCAUGUAUGCUUGUGUGGCCUCUUUCACUCAACAUUGUCUGUGAGAUUUAUUCAGCUUUUUGUGUGUCGCUGUGGUUCAUUUGUUCUCAUUGCUGUUGAGUGUUUCACUGUGUGCAUCCUUUUUUACCAAUCCUUCUAUGGUGGGCAUUUGGGUGGUCUAGAGUCUUUUUUUUCAUAGCACUGAGGUGAACAUGCAGGGACAUGUCUUUCAGAGAACAUGUGACAGGUUUCUGUGGGUGUCCACCCAGGAGCGGAAUUGCUGGCUCAUAGAGCACUGAAUGCUAAAUUUAGGAGUCACUGCCAACCAGCUGCCAGAGUGGGUGUCCUCAAUUACCUCCUCCGAGUCUGAGUGUGAUACAUCUUUGGCAGCACUUAGGAUGUGUGGGUGUUUCAUUUCAGCCAUUCUGGGGUGUGUAGAGUGCUUUCUCUUUGUGAUUUUAAUUAAUAUUUUCCUGACAUGUAAUGAAAAGACUGCAUCUUUUCACAUGUCUCGUGGCCAUUUAGAUUUUAUCCUCUUAGGUGAUUCAAGUCCUUCUCUAUUGGCUGGUCUGCCAAUAGAAGUGGUUAACCUCUUAGCGGUUAGGAUUCCAGGCUUUCCAUGCUGUGGCCGGGGUUCAAUCCCUGGUGUGGGAAUUGAGAUCCCACAAGCCACGCUGUGCAGCCCCCAAAAAAUAGUCCUCCUAUUCCUUUGAGGAAUAGGAGAACUAAAGUUGGAGGUGGAAAGAUGGACUUCUGUCUUGCAAUUUACCCCCUUCUAUGUAGUCUAAAUGAUUCCCCCCAUGUGCAUGUUAUUCUUCUAACUUAAAGGAAGAAAACCUAAUUAGGUCAGCCUGGUUGCUGUGGAGGAUGGUUGGAAGGGGUCAAGUAUAAAUGUUUUCAGAAAUUCAUCCCUUAAUGAGCCCAAGGAACCUUAUUUUUCCCAUCAAUUCACGUAUCAGUGGAUGAAUAUUAAUUCUUACUGCAGUGAAUCAGGUUUCAACAUCAACUCUAGGCUUACGUUGCAUUUACAAGUGACCACAAUGCUGAUAAUCCUUGUUCACAUGAGUAAGUGAUUAGAGAAGGAAGGAGUUGGCGUUGGAGCAGGCGCUGCAGCCCUGAGCUCCGUCCAAAGCCCCAAACCCCACAGUGAACACACGUCAGGACGGAGCGCAGCACCGUCGGCCCCACCUUCGGGGAGAGGGAAGGAGCCUGGCAGUGUACCACUGGGCCGAGAUGCGAGCCAAGAUGCGCCUCAUGGGCUUCAAUGCUGAAGCCGUCAAGCCGCUGAACGAGGCGGCGGCCGCCGAGCUGGGCGCCGAGCUGCUGGGCGAGGCCACCGUCUUCAUCGUGGGCGGCGGCUGCCUGGUGCUGGAGUACUGGCGCCACCAGGCGUAUCAGCGUCGCAAGGAGGGGGAGCAGCGCGCCGCCUGGGACGCGAUGCGGGACGAGGGGGGCCGCCUGGCGCUGGCGUUGGAGGCCCUGCAGGCGCAGGUACAGGCGGCGCCGCCGCGGGGCGCCCUGGAGGAGCUGCAGGCACAGAUGCAAGAGUUGCGCGCCCAGCUCUGCGCCCUGGACCCGCCGCCCGCGCCCCAGGCAGAGCCCACGCCCGAGGAGUAGGGGGCCGCAGGGCCCUGGUCUCAGACGUGACUGAUGCCUGGGCUGCCAUGUCUGUCCCCACUGUCCCUUCCUGAACCGGCCCAGCUAAUAGCACCAGGUCCCUUUAGAGUCAGAAGGGAUCUUGGACUGGGGCUGAUCCAACCAGGCUUCUGGUCACCUCCCUACUAACCUGCCCAGUGAGGGGUACCUUCCACUGGGACACCCCCAUCCACCGGUGGAACGUUCCAGCCCGACCCCCAUCGCCCCACCGCAUCCACUGGUUUAGCACUUUGGAAUGGAAAAGCAGUGUCUUCCACUGGAGCCCACCCACGCACCAACAGGAGGGCCAGCAGGGCACAUGGACCAUUUAAUUUUGUCACUCAUACCUCCAACUUACCUGAGGAGUGGUCCUUUCCCUGGGAUCCUCAUCCAUUACACCAGGACACCUCAUCCCACUUCUUCACUGGUACCGACCAUUGUAGUGAAAAUAUAGAAACCUCUGAUGGACUUCCCUACCCCUUGACCUUCCAUCUACCUCACUCUUCUGGGGGGGCAGGGAAUAGGAUGGAUCUUGGUGGGCAUUAGCUCCAGUGGGUCUCCCUGUGGCUCUUCUAGUCCACCACUGGUGCCUUGACUGGGGUCCUCCCCUCUUUAAGUGGAUCAUUCCAACAGAUCCCUCCACCCUUUCCUCCAUCCAAAUCUCCUCUUCAGAGUACUCAGGGAUUCCCCCUUACUUCUUGCCUUUGAACUGGACACCCAGUGUCCACCCCCGUCCUUCAUGCAAAGGCUUCCUCCACCUGCCCCCUCAGCCCUGAAGUUCACCACCUCCAACCAAAUGGAAUAAUUCCACCAGGUAGUGUUAAGUGUUACCUACCUCACCUAUCCCCUGCCAACCCAUUGAACCAUUAAAGGGGAUGUGUUAUGAGCUCUGUUAUUUCUGAAUUCUAUUUUUUUUUAGACUGUAAAUGUUGUAUAAUUUAAGGAGCUCUGGGGGAAAGUCAUCUUGAGAAUGUGUCUGAGAACCACGAUGUACGUCUGCAAAAUGGGUGGCCAGGCUCACUAAAAUUAGAGGCUGGGAGGGAUCUGGUGGGAAGGGGCCAGUGUCAUCCUUUGAGCCCUUUCCCAGAUGGGGAAACUGAGGCCCAGGGGAAGCAAAGGGUCUUGUCCAAGGGCACGCGGUCAAUGAGGGACUGCCCCUGGCUUUCUCUAGGGUGGUGAAGUGGUUGGGGCAGGGUGGGAAGGAGUGAGGAAGCUGCCUGGUGAGGGGCACAGAGAGGAAGGGAGGCAGGAAGGCCGAGAGGGGCCAGAGGCCACCCUAGCUGCAGGAGUCUGAGGGCAGGUUCGGGUGGGAAGAAGGAAGGUGAGGGGAAGGCAGAUUACUGGGGGAGGAAGGGACACGCCCCCAUCCUCAUGAGAGCAGCCCUUCAAAUCACUCCAGAAAUCUUAGCAUUUAUAAAAACUGGCAGAUUUAUUCCACAGGGGCCCAUUUUCAAGAAGCUAAAGGUGAAGGUGGGAGAGGGGAGGUUUCCUCCCCUUUUCCUUUCCCCCUCAUCUUUUUUUCCCCAGGGGGUAAAAAUGGCCUGGACCCCAAAACCUACCAAAAUAAAAAACCAAAAAACUGAGGUUCUAAAAAGUUACAGCAUCUUAAUUCCUCAUAGAAAAGGGGAAGGAGCCAGAGGGAAGGGAGGUCCCUGGGGUGGGGGGAGCUGCCCCCAGCCUGAUGGGACAACCCCCCUUAAAUAGCUGUCCCAAGUGGGACAAGCCAGGGGCACAGCAUUUAAAAACUCCCCACAUCCCAUUUUAUCAAAACCAAAGAGAAAAAACAUUUCCUCCCCCCCAAACCUAAAUAUAUAUAUAUACUUUUUUUUCUUAAAAAACAAAACUUCAAAGGCAUUAAGCGUUAAAGUGAAUCUAGAACAAGGGAAUGUGAAAUUCCCUCCUUCCUUCCCCCUUACUGUGGGGUUAAUUGGUACAUCCCCAGCAGAGGAACCAGCCCCAAGAGGAUGGCAGAGGGGAAGGACCAAAGGGAGCAAAGGGUGGGGGCCUCCCCAGCCAAUCAGCAGCCAGUAUGGGUGUGGGCAUGGUGCCAGGGAAGCCACACCCCCUUGGAAUUUUCCAAGUGAGAUAGGGAGUGGGGAAGACGCAUUCCUGUGUAGUCUUCAGCCAAUUCCAAGUCAAGUUGAGGCAGGGAAAGCAGGGUGACAGGCGGAGGGCGUGUGCGGAAAGGAGAAACUGGAUCUUCUGGGGCCCUGUGGUCAGGGGGAGCCCCGCUUCCUCAGCUCCUGGACAAAGGCUGGAAGGAAACUGGGCAGAGGUCAGGGGCACAGCUUCUUCCCCCUUCCCUUCCAAAACAGGGCUUUCCAAGGGACAUGAUGCCUCCAAAAUAAAUAAAUGUUUAAAAUAAAAAACCACCUCACCUUCAAUUAUUUCCUCUUUCAUUUUCUGCAGUUCCUUCCUCACCUCUUCCAGAAGCUCCUGAAAAUGAUGGGGUACCAAUCAGGAAGGGUACUUGGACUUGCAAAAGUGAAUCCCCCCUUUCUUAAUGACUGAGGGGCCAGAAGGAGGAGGUUCAAGACCCCUAUUACACACACACCAUGACAUCACUGGCAAGGCCACAAAGUGAGAAUUCUAGGGGAGAAUUCUGGAUCCUUGGAGCCAGAAGGAAAGUACUGGAGAACAUCCAGUACCAAGGCUGGCAAAUACAUUGCAGUCUCCUGCCACCUCCAGUUGGUGAUAAAUGUCUGGGGCCAGUGUACUGAGAAGGAUUCUGGGUACUCAACAGAAGUGAGUCCAGUGAUAAGAUUAGUAAGGUCUGUCAUGGGCACUGGAUAAGGUGGUUAUGGUGUCUGUGUCAUCCCUGACAUGAUCCAAUCUCUCUCCAUUUCUCAGACUGGAAAACUGAGGUUCCCAAGGCCUUUUCUAGAAUCACAUGGCAGGUCAGUGGCAGAGUCUGGACCCAGAUCUCCUUUCUAUCCCCCGGACCUCACUCCCAGUCCUUUCCCCAAGCUACCUGUUUCACCCUCUCCAGGUCUGACUCAUCACUGGAGCUGGGCGUAGAGGGUUGGGCCUCGGAAGUGGUCACUGAAGAUGACUUCAUCCUGGGAGAGUUGGUGUGGUUUGGGGCGGAAAUGAGGUUAGAGAGAGGGUCUGCCUCCCCUGCCUCCCAUUCCAGGGGUCACACAGUGUUCCUCCCUACAAAUUUGGCAAAUUCAACUAUUUUGGGGGGUGGGGCCCCAGUAUUGAUGGCCCACCUUGGCAAGGUUGUGCUGUUCUUCUCCCAGGGUCUCCGCACAGAUUCUAGGGGACAGGCAAUAAAUCAAAAACAUCAGGGACAAGGAAUGCCCUGCCUCAAUCUUUCUCCCCGAGCCUCAUCAGCCCCUGUUCAAAGAACCAUCUCAGGAGACUACAAUCCCCAGCACUGUUUGUACAGACUCUCCCAUCGAGGUGCGUUAUAUGUGAGAAGCGGGCAUCCUGGGACUUGUAGUUCCUGUGACUAGACUGGGCUCUCACUCACCACUGUGGGCUGGGACUCUGGCCUCUGGCUCCUCCUGCUGGUGGGAAAUAAAACUGUCAUGAGCCAAGGGCUUCCCUGGUGGCGCAGUGGUUAAGAAUCCACCUGCCAAUGCAGGGGACACGGGUUUGAGCCCUGGUCCGGGAAGAUCCCACGUGCCACGGAGCAACUAGGCCAGUGUGCCCCAACUACUGAGCCUGCACUCUAGAGCCCGCGAGCCACAGCUACUGAGCCCAUGACCCACAACUACUGAAGCCCGCGCGCCUAGAGCCCGUUCUCCACAACAAGAGAAGCCACGGCAAUGAGAAGCCUGCACACCGCAACCAAGAGUAGCCCCCGCUCGGCACAACUAGAGAAAGCCCGCGCGCAGCAACGAAGACCCAAUGCAGCCAAACAUAAAUAAAUUUAAUAAAUUAAAAAAAAAAAAAGAAA
Molecule: messenger RNA, 7416 nt
Organism: Orcinus orca (killer whale)
Lineage: Eukaryota; Metazoa; Chordata; Mammalia; Artiodactyla; Delphinidae
Product: optic atrophy 3 protein homolog
Exons: 2
Coding region: 3111-3494 (127 amino acids)
Biological process (GO): regulation of lipid metabolic process
Cellular component (GO): mitochondrion
Source: RefSeq, a predicted model, not a curated record